Molecule: messenger RNA, 639 nt
Organism: Microthlaspi erraticum
Lineage: Eukaryota; Viridiplantae; Streptophyta; Magnoliopsida; Brassicales; Brassicaceae
Source: the annotation of a GenBank genome assembly
AUGGCGUCCGAGCAACAAAGCCGAAAAGAGCUUGAUGAGAGGGCCAAGCAAGGAGAGACCAUCGUCCAAGGAGGCACCGGCGGCAAAAGCCUCGAAGCUCAAGAGCAUCUCGCUGAAGGAAGGAGCAAGGGAGGGCAGACGAGGAAGGAGCAGCUAGGCCACGAGGGUUAUCAGGAGAUUGGUCACAAAGGUGGAGAGACGAGGAAGGAGCAAUUAGGGCACGAGGGUUAUCAGGAGAUGGGCCACAAAGGAGGAGAGGCGAGGAAGGAGCAGUUAGGGACCGAGGGUUACAAGGAGAUGGGUCACAAAGGAGGAGAGGCGAGGAAGGAGCAGCUAGGGACAGAGGGUUACAAGGAGAUGGGUCACAAAGGAGGAGAAGCCAGGAAAGAGCAGUUAGGGACAGAGGGUUACAAGGAGAUGGGUCACAAAGGGGGAGAGGCCAGGAAGGAACAACUAGGGACCGAGGGUUACAAGGAAAUGGGCCACAAAGGAGGAGAGGCGAGGAAGGAGCAGUUAGGGACUGAGGGUUACAAGGAAAUGGGACGUAUGGGUGGGCUCAGCACAAUGGAGAAAUCUGGUAGAGAGCGUGUGGAGGAAGAAGGGAUUGAUAUCGAUGAGUCCAAGUUCACCAACAAGUGA